This is a messenger RNA of Pseudopodoces humilis (Tibetan ground-tit), 3522 nucleotides long. RefSeq names its product casein kinase 1 gamma 2 (gene CSNK1G2). Gene Ontology annotation, molecular function: ATP binding; protein serine/threonine kinase activity. NCBI's taxonomy places the organism in Eukaryota, Metazoa, Chordata, Aves, Passeriformes, Paridae. Gene Ontology annotation, biological process: protein phosphorylation. The record is from RefSeq and is a predicted model, not a curated record.
GCCGCCAUGGGGGAGCGGCCGCGGGGCAGCGGCGCCGCCGCCCGGCGCUGAGGGACCGCCGAGCUGGGAGACCGAGGAGCUGCGCUGGGAGGACCCUGUCUGCAGGAUGUUCUCUCCACCAAAGAACUCCCUGUGACCGGCGAUGAUGACAGUCCCGGCGGGACCUUGGGAAGCGCUAACAUUUCAGUAGCCCAGCACCCGUGGACGGCCACUUUCCCCUCCUUCUCCAGACCCCGCCCUCCCACCGCUCACCGGGAUGGUGUAUUAACCAAGAGGAACCCUGCUUCUUUCCUCCUCACCCUUCCAUUUUCGGCAGCUCUGGGAUUUGUAUGGCAGCAGCGUAACCGUGGAGAGGCCGGGGUAUCACAAACUUAUGGAUUUUGAUAAGAGAGGAGGGAAAGGGGAGCUGGAGGAAGGUAAAAGGAUGUCCAAGACAGGUGGAGGAAGGAGUGGUCAUGGAGGCCGGGGUGCUGGAACCAACUCGGGAGUCUUAAUGGUGGGUCCCAACUUCCGUGUCGGCAAGAAGAUUGGAUGCGGCAAUUUCGGGGAGCUCCGUCUAGGGAAGAAUCUCUACACAAAUGAAUACGUAGCUAUCAAAUUGGAACCCAUAAAAUCUCGGGCCCCCCAGCUGCACCUGGAGUAUCGGUUCUACAAACAGCUCGGCAAUGCAGAAGGAAUUCCUCAGGUUUAUUACUUUGGCCCCUGUGGGAAGUACAACGCCAUGGUGUUGGAGCUGCUCGGACCCAGCCUGGAAGAUCUCUUUGAUCUGUGUGAUCGGACCUUCACGCUCAAGACUGUCCUGAUGAUUGCGAUCCAGCUGAUCACACGGAUGGAGUACGUCCACACCAAAAGCCUGAUCUACAGAGAUGUCAAGCCAGAGAACUUCCUGGUGGGGCGGCCGGGCAGCAAGCGGCAGCACACCAUCCACAUCAUUGAUUUUGGCCUGGCCAAAGAGUAUAUUGAUCCCGAGACCAAAAAACACAUCCCCUACCGAGAGCACAAGAGCCUGACAGGGACAGCGCGCUACAUGAGCAUCAACACCCACCUGGGGAAAGAACAAAGCCGCAGGGAUGACCUGGAAGCAUUAGGGCACAUGUUUAUGUACUUCCUCCGUGGGAGCCUUCCUUGGCAAGGCCUCAAGGCCGACACACUAAAGGAGAGGUACCAGAAGAUUGGUGACACCAAAAGAGCCACCCCAGUGGAGGUGCUCUGUGAGAACUUCCCAGAGGAGAUGGCCACGUACCUGCGCUACGUGCGGCGGCUGGAUUUCUUCGAGAAGCCCGACUACGACUACCUGAGGAAGCUCUUCACAGACUUGUUUGAGAGGAACGGUUACGUGUUCGACUACGAAUAUGACUGGGCAGGGAAACCUCUGCCCACCCCCAUUGGCACGAUGCACAGCGAGGUGCAGGUGCAGCCCCCGAACAGAGACAAAGCACAGCCACACACCAAACACCAGCCGCCCGAGGGGACGGAGUUGUGGGAUCCUCAGGCCGGUGGGCAGCCUGCCGAGGAGCCUUUGGGAGCUCACCUGGCAGCCGGCAGGCUCGGGGGGUCCGUCCAGGUGAUGAGCUCCACCAACGGAGAGCUGAACACAGAUGACCCGACGGCAGGACAUUCAAACGCCCCCAUCACAGCCCCCACCGAGGUGGAGGUGACAGACGAUACAAAGUGCUGCUGUUUCUUCAAGAGAAGGAAGAGGAAAACCACCAAGCGUCGCAAGUGAGCUGCCAGGGCCGGGCGGAGCGGCGAGCGAUGGCUCCUCUCCCUCUGGCCGUGGCUGGAUCUUGACCCACGGAGCCCCUGGGGCUGGACGGGGACGGGGGGGCCGGGCCGGACGGGCUCCCCCAGCGCCCCACACGCAGCUGGGGAGCGGGGCCUCCCCAAACUGCUUGUCCUUUCCUCCGCCACUCGUGGCCGUUUACUCGAACCAAGCCCAACUUCGCUGAAGUUCCUGCGUCCGUCAAACAGAAAAAAGAAAGAGAAAAACCCACGGCGUCACUUGCUUUGAGUUUAUAACAAGUCUGAAAUGGGGAUCAACUACAGACUCUGACCCGUCGCUGUCAGAAGAAGACGAAGACAAUUUCGAGAGCAGUGGGCUAAGGAGGAAUAUUUUUUUUUUCUGUUGCUUCUUUGUCUCUUAAGUUAAUUUAAAGUGAGUCUCGGUGCAGAGUGCUGAGUCGUCAGUCUUUGACCGUCAUCUUCAGUGUUACCGAAUUCUGCUCUGCCUCCCGGCCCCGCGUCCCCGCCGGGUCCCCUCGGUCAGGCCGGUGGUGACGGGGAGAGCCGGGGGCGCGCGGGGCGGGGAGAGGAAACGCGUUUACAGUUCAUUUACGAUGCACUUUUGCGAGCAAUACAGGCGCCGUCCGGUCCCGCCGAGAGCAGGUCCGAGACUCCCAGGGGCUGGGGGACACAGGGACAGGGACGGCCGAGACCAAAGGGACCCAUGAAUGGUGGUGGCAAAGCAGGGAGGGGAAGCAAAGCAGCCUCGUCUCUGGUGCUGCCAUGUCUUGGGGCUGGAUGUUUCCACAACAGCUGUAGGUGUGGGCAGGGCUUGAUCGGCCUCGGUUUUACAGCCUGAGCCCCCCCGCGGCUGCUCCCGGGGGGCCGGGCCGGGUGGGGAAGGGGGCCGGGGUGGAAUCCCCCAGCAUGGCAUCCCCCCACGGUGGGAUCCUCCCGGCCUGCUCCUGGGGCCGGGGGAAAUGGAGGUUUUGGAAGUGACACACAGACACCCCCCGCACCCCCGUGUUCCUCGCCACCCCCGGGGCACUGCAGCUCCCCACGUGAGUGACCCCGUGCGCUGUCGUGUGUAUUGAUCGUGACACAUUGGGGGGGGACACACACUUACCUUUACCAAAACCCUGUUGUUGUGCCCCAAGAGAAGGGGCUGAGGCUGUGCUGGGGGGGCGGGGGAGGGAUGGGACCAUCUGUGGCUGCUUUGAAACAUUUGUCCAAACUGACCAUCUCUGGGGGGGGCUGGAGACCUCGGAUUGUGGAGGGGCUGGGGGGGCGGGGGGUGUCCCCUGGGGCCUCCCCAGGGCCCCUCUUGGUCCUGAACUCGGGACUGACCCCGGCUUUGGCUUGUCCGGGCUGCGGCAGCCAGGGCAGCCCCAGCUGCUGCUGCGUCCCUGGCCACAGCGGGAAGGGGACGUGCAACGUUUGACCUCGUGUCCCCAGCGAGGCGAACAAACGAAUUUUAAAAAUCGCCUUAAAAUUUUCACUGGAAGUGGUCCCUUGUCAGCGCGUGGGCUCAGAGCAGCCCCGGCGGAGGCCGAAGAGGAGCCGCGGAGGGGAAGGGAAAGCGGCCACGAGGGUGUGCCCGGAGCGCCCGGCUCUGCCCGCACACCCUCGGCCGCCGGGGCCGGGGCCCGAGCCCGGGACUCUCUGUCCUUCCAGCGAGGAGUCCAAAUACUGCGAUUGUACGUGAGAGCGUUUGUUCCAUUGCGAGUUUAGUUACUGCUUUAAAACCAAGUGUACAGAAAUGGCAUUUCAAUUUCUCUGAUGCUUCCUGGAAGCCAUAGA